GUCGCUUGCGUUCCUCUAAACUAGUACAACGCUGCAGAACGGACUACGCUAGAAAUAGCAUGGCUGUGCCUACGACCUAUGAUGAAGUCAGGCUUCAUCUAGAACAGAUCCAGCGCGAUCCGACCACCAAGCUGGAUGCUAACAUCAUAGAUAAGCUGAAGUUGGAGCUGACGGAGACCACGGACCGCAGUGUCCCCUCCACCCUACUGAUCCAGAUCUCAGAGCUGCUGCCAGUCCUCCAGGAGGACCCCACUCCUCUUACGACGCUUGCCGUCAAGGCCUCUGCCUAUCUCACAUUCAGCGAUCUGCGUGCUGUCAAUCCUCCCAUCAACUUCAUUGCGGGGUUCAAAGCACCUUCCCCACCAGUCAACCUUUUGGCCCUGUCAUUGUUGAGCAAAGCGGGUAAGGUCCCGAGUGAUGCUGCCAUUGUCGCGGGGGACUCGGAGCUUGUCGCAUCUCUGGUAGAGCUGUGGCUGUCGACUUCUUCGACCGCUGUGGCUCAGGCGGCGUUGGACACCAUCUGGGCCUUGUUGGAGAUUGAUCUUGCUAGUCCGCUUGAGCUUGGCGAACAUGAUACUGAAGGAGCUACUGCUGGUCAAGGUCUGUUCUGGAGGCGGAUCUUCACUGACAAGGAUGUAUAUGGGUUGCUAUUCUCUGUGUGCAGUCUUGGGGAUAACGGGCAUGGAGGCAUCUCCAAGCGGGACAAGACAGUGGCUCAAGGGAGGUUGAUGGGUUUUCUCGUGAAGGCCGGCCAGCUACGCUGGGAUAUCAUCUCAACUUCUCAAGUCGCGGAGGUGGAAGCGAAAUACCGCGCCGACAGCUUACUUCAUUUCGCUGCCUGCAGAAUGGUUGACCGCAGUGACGUCUUGAUGCACAUGACGGUGAUCAACUUCUUCCAUGACCUGCUAGCCCUCGACGCUCCGGGUCUCAUGGCGCGCACAACCAUACAAUCUGCGUCUACCUUCUCCUCCCCGGCACUUGACUUCCUCAUCUUGAAUGACAUACACACUACGUUGUUGGACUUCUACCUCGAUGAGUCGAAACUGGACUCCAUUGACCUGGCCUAUCUCUGCGGCCCAAUCAUGUCAUACGUCGCGCAGUAUUCCGAACUGUACCCCAACCAUCUUCUGCAGAACCCUCGGCAUCUGUUAGACCGGAUUAUAUCGCGCGUCGCUGCAUCUGUGGCCAUCUCGUCCGCUCAGUGGGCGCAUGGGCCAGUGCCUAGUGGACAGCUGAACGUGCUCUCCUGCUUGCCUCGAGUUCUGCUUGUGGAAGCCAGUAGGCAUGGCUUGAACGCCGUGCUAUCUGUGCCCAGCAGUCCACCGAACAAGGAGGCCCUCGAUGUCCUCGCGAAGAUUCUGCAUGGCCCGGUCAGACCCGAGCUGGCUGAUUCGAUGGAACUCAACACAUCCGGUCAGACACCGACUGACUGGUAUAAGGAAGCAGCGGCUGCCCGGGUCCUCUACUUCCAGUACACGAAUCAGCACCCCGACUUCUGGACAGAUGUUGUCGCGACGGCCGACAUUCUGGCCAUGAAGGAUGUAUCCUUGGCAGCCAUGUCGCUCAUGAAAGCGAUCAUCACCGCUAAUUGGCAGGUCUUGCCCGCCGAACUGCCGACCUCUGCACCUGGCAAUACACGGUAUCAGCUUCCCACUGAAUUAAGCUUGGAAAGGUUAUCCCCCGCGGCACAGGGUGUCCUUCCAUCUACUGGUGCUUGGGCCGCUCUAACGCCGCCGGCUCUGACUGUUCUCCUGCCCUACCUCUUCAAGCCUCCGCGCUCGUACGCUGAGUUUGUGGGAGGCGGAGCUGCAGAUCCGCAGAACGCAGUAUGGAAAGUGGCAACUGCGAAGCAUGAGGUGCUGGUUGCGUUGUAUGACUGUUUGAAAGAGAGCGGGGGGCAGAUGAGUGGAUUUGACGAUAUCAUGCGUACACUCCGCCAACGCGUCAACGAAGGGCCAUGGGGUCCCGCGACUCAGUCUGAAAACCAAGUUGCAACUGUUGGGCUGUGAUAGGAGGCGAAAGAUUCUUAUGUACAUACAUUCUUUCUUCUUGCAGCUUGCAGCAUCAGCUUUUUCAAACCUUGAUUCCUUACUGAAAAGCAUUCUGGCGAAAAGCCCCGCAGGUGCAGUUGCGCGGUACUCAAAGCUAUAGAGCUGGG
Molecule: messenger RNA, 2158 nt
Organism: Aspergillus saccharolyticus JOP 1030-1
Lineage: Eukaryota; Fungi; Ascomycota; Eurotiomycetes; Eurotiales; Aspergillaceae
Exons: 1
Coding region: 60-2009 (649 amino acids)
Source: RefSeq, a predicted model, not a curated record